UCGCAUAUUCCCCGCCCACUCCCUGCUAAGGCCCCGCCCUUGGCUCCCCCCCUAGUUAGAGAAUCCUCCAGCUCGGCCGCUCCAGAGGACCAGGCACCGGAGUCUCGGUUCGUCGUGUCGGUGCAGCAUCCUGCAGGAGGUUUACGUGUCCAGCAAGACGUGGGGGUAGAACCUGGCCUGACUGGUGUAAAGAAGCGUUUAUGCACCUUUCUGGCAGACGGCCCAGACUUUCCACCAGUCUUGACAUCUCAUCACAGCAAAGUGUGCGAACAAGGAAACGUCUUUGUGCUUUUUGACUUCUCCUCUAGUGCUAACAAAGAUGUCUCGGAAGCACAGUAAUAAGGAUCCUAUAGGCUUUGUCUUUGACGUCCAGUCGAACACUGUCAUGGCUCAAGGGGGCUCCUAUGAGAAUAUGAAGGAAAAGAUUAACGCAGUGCGUUCGGUUGUUCCCAACAAAAGUAACAAUGAGAUCAUCUUGGUGCUGCAGCACUUUGAUAACUGUGUGGACAGGACUGUGCAGGCUUUCAUGGAAGGUAAUGCAGUGGAAGUUCUAAAAGAGUGGACGGUUCUAGGCAAGAAGAAGAACAAAAAGAAGAAGAAUAAGUCCAAAGCUGAACCUGCACCCGCUACCAAUACAGUGGACACCGGCAAAGCAGCCCCUGCGGAGGGAGAACAGAAUGCAGCAUCUACUGACAAAAGUGGACUCAAUGGUUAUCACAUAAACGGUUCCACUCAUGACACAGAGUCAGUGGAUUCCUUCAGUGAGGGCUUGGAUGCUCUUUCUUUAGAUGCCAGAGAGAUGGAAGACUCUGAGCCAACUACCCCUGAUGUAUCGAACCACUCAGCCUCCGUGUUUCACAAUGGCCGUCCUGACCUAGAGCUGAAACUGACCGCAUCUCACCUUCCUCAAAAUCUUCAUCAAAAACAUGGCCCCUCGGACCAUAGGCACAACAACAAAGCUCGCUCUGGAAGUGUAUCUAGCUCUCAGUCACUGGCAUCAUCUUUAUCAGAGGACGUCCACUUAUCUUCCGGAUCUAGGAAGCUUGGUGCUAAUAUUGAGAAGUCUGUGAAGGACCUGCAGCGCUGCUCUGUAUCCCUAGCACGGUAUCGUAUGGUUGUGAAGGAAGAAAUGGAUAGUUCUAUCAAAAAGAUGAAGCAGACUUUUGCAGAACUGCAGAGCUGCCUGAUGGACAGAGAAGUGGCAUUACUAGCCGAAAUGGAUAAGGUGAAAGCAGAAGCAAUGGAGAUCUUGGACAGUCGUCAGAAGAAGGCAGAGUCUCUGAAGAAGCUGACCGAUGUGGCUGUGCGGAUGUCUGAAGAGCAGUUGGCAGAACUUCGUGCAGACAUCAAGCAUUUUGUCAGCGAGAGGAAGUAUGAUGAGGAGCUGGGCCGAGCUGCAAAGUUUACAGCAGACCUCGAGACUCUGAAGAAAAGCGUAGAGUCCUUCGGACAAGUGUCUCACCCAAAGAACAAUUACUCGACUCGCUCUCGGUGUUGCUCCUUAACUAGUCCGAGUGAUGUCUCUGCUCCGUCCACCCCAGACCAGUCUUCUACGCCCAGCCUUACUUCUACCAACCGAAAGCCUACAGCCACAGGAGACUCUGCUGCCAGUCAUAAUGUUACAAGGCAGAACCAACCACCUAGACAGGGAUAUCCAAUGAAUAGAAGAGGGCAGGGCUACCGACCUCAGGGCCCACGGCAAAACUACAACACUAACACUGCACGCUAUGAUAAUACCAAUCGCAACCGGAACAGUUCCUGGUAUCAUUCUAAUCCUCGAAACCAAGGCUAUCCACAGACUCAACGUCCACCCAGUGACCGGAUACCUACCCAUCCUUCUGGAACCAAUGGAACUGCUGCCAGCCCGGAGUCUGUCCAAAUUGGGGUCUUGGACCCUGAAAAUAAAGCCCUGCCGCAACGUAAACCAAGAGCGAACCCUGCAUUGGCUUCCUGAGACAGGAGAGAAACCUACGCCUUUAGUCCGCACUUUCAACAUUCAACUCUGUAACUUGACUUUAGAAAACUGUUAGAUUUAUUAACAAAAAGAAGAAAAGUUUACAGCCAGCUGUUUCGUGCCACUUUUCUUGUUUAUCUCGUCUAUAUCAAAGCCUUUUUAUUUUUUUUCUUAUGUCUCCGUAUUGAACACUUUCAGAGUUCCACCUGUUGUUUUUAAUGUAACAAUAGGCUUUUCCAUGAGUUUCUACAUUGUAUCUGCAUCCCCAAGCUUUACUCCCUUUCUUAGAUGUCCUCAACUAAGAGCACAGACAGUUGUUGGCUAGGACAUGUGUCAUGUUGGUGCCAGCUCUUGCCACUGCCAUUGUGCCAGCUUUGCAAACUUCAACCUCAUGGGCUCCCAGCGUCUUCAGCUUCUUGCCUUCUUAUAUAUUUUUUAUUUUUUAAGCUUACUGCUCUUUUAUAGAAUGGAAAUCUAUGCAAUGUCACAUAAGACCUGCAGUUCUGUAUACUCCUCUUGGGGUGACUUGGCAUUGCUUGGUUUCUGUAUUACUAGAUCUUUUUGUUAACACUCUUUACCUUCAGUUCUACCAGUACUUUAAUUUACUUCCUAGAUACCAUUUUCCUAUGUCUGUCUUCAAAGUGCCUUGUUUUUUGUACUGGUGUCAGCAACUUGUAUACAUUCCCUCCGUCUCUUACAGUCCCCAAAUGCUGAUCGCCCUUUUUUUUUUUUGGUCAGUUAUUUGUGGAGCUUCUGAAGCUUGUUCCGUUACUGGCACACAUUCAGCACUACUACUUGAUGCCAUGGUUAAUUUACCACAAGUUAUUUUUUGGUUCUUAGUUUUUUUACCUACCCAAACUGGAAGUCUUUAAGCCUCCCUGUGCAGAAUCCAGAAGCAUUGUAGAGUACAGAGGGAGCCUGUUCAGUCGUCUUAGGCUCCUUUCACACUGCCGUUUUGUGCCCGGUAGGUGACGUCCGUUAGGAAGAUAGCGGGAGAAAAAUUUGUGCGUGCAAUAUCUUUUUCUUCCGCUAUCUUCGCCCGCAAUAACGGGAGUUAUGAUGGACAUUAGAGGAAUCCCAUUCAAGUGAAUGGGAUCCACUUUGCCUGUUAUGACUCCCAUAAGGCUCUGUUACACUAACGGACGUUAAGGGCGGUGAAAGUGGGAAAAAAAAAAGCCCUUAACGUCCGUUUGUAACAGAGCCACUUUUCAUAGUGUGAUAGUAGCCUUACUUCCUUUCUUGGUCCUUUCAUCCAGCUGGACCAAAGAGUGAAAUUGCACUGUCCUAUUGCUGUGGUCAGCGGUUUUGUUUUUUCAUGUUUUUGUGAAUUAUGGCAGUGCCCCAUUCCUUAUUUUUCCUCCUGUCCAAAGAUGCACCUUUCACAAAUAUUCAUGUGUCUCGUUUUUCUUUUGGUCAUGGGAAAGGGAGGGGUGUUGUGUUUAUAGAUAGAUAUAGGUUUCCAUUUUAAAAUAGACUUUUAGUUUAAGGGCUUUGUUGUUGUCACAUUUCCUAGAACAACACUGAAAGAAUAUUGAACUAAUAAAUACAGUACAUUAUACACAGCUAGCGCAGGUACGUUGAGUGGCAACAUAGAAAUCUGUAUCAGACAUUGAUUAAAGUGUAUGUUGUAGCUACUAUCGAUCUGCCUGCUUUGGGACCUUUAUCGGCUUGUGUCUCCGUGGCUGUGGUCAGGAUAGUCACUAAAACGACCCACGGAUGAGCCCUGAAGUCUCCAAUAAUGACAAUCCUGCAGCAUUAGUUUAAUGUACCCUGGAUCAUAUCUUGCUAGUUUCAUAAAAUGCUAUGCAGAACUUAAUCUUACAAUGCAGUUAUAUUGAGAUAGUACAUAAAUGUAGAAGGAAUAUCUUUGGGGGGGGGAGGGUUGCGCGCGCACACACAAAAAAGAAAAGAAAAAAAAUGUAACGAUAUGCAUGGGAUGUUCACUUCUGGAAUAAAACUUCUUUGCAACAAGGAGGUCAAUAAAAGGGAUAGAUUUGAACGUGCCUAUCAUUGAUUCUGUUGCCAUUCAUAGUAUAAAGUGAUCAGGCCCCCGCAGCGGAGGAUGAACUCUAUUGUGUAGUUGUCUAUAUGCAACAAACUCCUCUGGAUGAUCAGAUUGUGGACCUUUUGGACUAA
Molecule: messenger RNA, 4090 nt
Organism: Hyla sarda
Lineage: Eukaryota; Metazoa; Chordata; Amphibia; Anura; Hylidae
Gene: SPATS2
Product: spermatogenesis associated serine rich 2
Exons: 13
Coding region: 320-1954 (544 amino acids)
Cellular component (GO): cytoplasm
Molecular function (GO): protein binding
Source: RefSeq, a predicted model, not a curated record